GUGCGACAAGGACAAGUACUGAGUCUGGGUGACUGGGAAGAGGAGUUCAAUUUGCCCCACAGGGCAUCAGAAGCAACGGACUGCAGUGCCUGAACUGGAACCACCACUGUGCAAAGCUAAUACACAACAAUGGGAGAUUGGAGCUUCUUGGGUAAUAUUUUAGAGGAAGUAAAUGAACACUCCACUGUGAUUGGCCGUGUUUGGCUCACAGUGCUGUUCAUUUUCCGCAUUUUGAUUCUGGGCACAGCUGCCGAGUUUGUCUGGGGAGAUGAGCAGUCCGAUUACGUGUGUAACACACAGCAGCCAGGCUGUGAGAAUGUGUGCUAUGAUGAGGCCUUUCCAAUAUCCCACAUUCGUCUCUGGGUUUUACAGAUCAUUUUUGUAUCCACUCCUUCACUUGUGUACGUUGGCCAUGCUGUCCAUUACAUCCACAUGGAGGAGAAACGUAAGGAGCGUGAAGAAGCUGAGAUUAGCCACCAACAGGAAAUAGCAGAGGAGCAUCUACCUCUAGCAACUGAUCAGGGAAGUGUUCGCACUGCCAAGGAGAUCAGCACGAAAGGUAGCAAAAAGUUCAGACUUGAGGGCACCUUACUUUGCACCUACAUUUGCCAUAUCAUCUUCAAAUCUCUGUUUGAAGUAGGCUUCGUGGUUGGACAAUACUUUUUGUAUGGGUUCCGCAUCCUGCCACUGUACAGGUGCAGUCGUUGGCCGUGCCCUAACACUGUGGACUGCUAUGUCUCCCGGCCAACAGAAAAGACCAUCUUCAUCAUCUUCAUGCUUGCUGUUGCUUGCGUUUCACUAUUCCUCAACUUCGUGGAGAUCAGCCACCUUGGCUUGAAGAAGAUUCGCUUUGUAUUCCAUAGGCCAGCUCCAGCACAGUUGGAGCCUCUUGGUCCACCUGAGAGGAGCCUUCCAUUUCUUCUCACUACCCCUGUCCAAAAAGCCAGAGGCUAUAGGCGCCUUGAAGAGGAUAAGAAAGACAAGGUUGCACACAUUUAUCCACUAACAGAGGUUGGUAUGGAAGAGGGACAGUUUUUUCAAACUCAGGUGGAGAAGGAACAGAAAAGCAGUCAGGAGGCAGUUAUUCCAACAGCACCCCCUGUAGAGGAGACAGUCAUAUGCGAUGAGACUCAGCCCUCAUUCAUUCAGGUCAUAGAGACAGUCCCAAAGCUACCACAAGAGGAAAAGAUGCCAUGUCGGGAGGGAGAUGAGGUAGACAGCCUAAAGACUAUGACAGCAUUGCAAGAAGUAUUGGAGGAACAACCAGAGGGUGACAGUCUGGAGGAAACAUAUUUAAUUUCACUUGAGGAGUGUUUGGAAAUAGAACUAGGGGAAUUAACCAGUGGAGAGUUUACUGAGGAAAAGUUAGUGAAAGAGAGUAGCUUAGUUGAGGGUGAGUUAACACAGGAGGAAAACUUUUCAGAUGUUAGAAAAGAGCAACUUACAUUACAGGAAAUUGGUGGAACAGAGGAGAACACCUUAAAGGUCAAGGAGUCGAGAGAAGAGGGGGGUUUACCUGACGUGGUGGAGGAAGGAACAGAUGUUGAGGAGUCUGAUGGAGAGAGAGAACUAUGUCAGAUAGAGCCUUUUAUUAAUGAGUAUGUUCUACAGGAGUUGAAAUCUUUAGAGAAUGGGAAUGUUACUGGGGAUCUGGACAUGUCCAAAAUAUCUGAGGGUGCACGACAGCCAGAGGCUUUAGGGGAGGUUGUGGGGUCAAAGGAAUUAGAAAAUCUAUGUGACAUGGUCAAAGCUUAUAGAGAUGUAGAAAAUAAAGAAGGGGAUAGAGUUAAAGAGAAUGUAGUAGACCCAGGAGUUGGCGGAGCUGUAAAGAACUUAGUGGAGACAUGUAAGGGUGAGGCUUUAGAGGACUUAGUAGACACAGGAUUUGGUGAAGCUGUAAAGGCUGUUGUAGAUGCUGGAAGUGGUGGAGCUUUGGAGGAUGAAGUAGACAUAGGACUGGGCAGAGCUGUAGGGGAUGUUGAGGAUGCAGAAAGGGGUGGAGCUUUAGAGGAUGUAGUAGAUUCAGGAGUGGGCGGAGCUGUAAAGGAUAUUGUCGAUACAGGAAGGGGUGGAGCUCAAGCGGAUGUAGGGGUUCCAGGAAGGGGUGGGGUUUUAGAGGAUGUAGUGCACACAGUAGUGGGCGGAGCUGUAGAUGAUGUUGUAGAUGAGGAAGGGGGUGGAGCUUUAGAGGAUAAAGUAGACACAGGACUGGGUGGAGCUGUUGUGAAUGCAGGAAGGGAUGGCGCUUUAGAGGAAGAAGUAGACACAGGAGUGGGCGGAGCUGUAAAGAACAGAGUGGAUGGAGGUAAGCAUCAAGCUUUAGGAAAUCUGGUCAGUACAGAUGAGGAUAGAGCUCUUGAAAAAGUAGUUGAUUCAGGUAAGGAGGAAGCUCUAGAUAAAGCUCUAGAAGUUGCAAUGGACUUAACACAGGUGGAAACCUUUGGGAAGGAGGGAGUAUCAUUGGAGAUGGAGGAUGCAGAGGAGGAUAAAAGUUCUAGGGGGUGUGAUGGGUCAAGGAAAGAAGAGGAUUUUGUAGAAAGUGGAGGAUCCGGGAAGGAAGAGAGUUUCCAAGAAUCACAAAACUUGGAGGCCAUAGAAGAGAUGAUGGAUGCUUCAUUUGUAGCUUUGGAACUAGAGACAACCGAGAGGCUUGAGGAAACAAGAUCAUUAAGUCGUCUCAGCAAAGGGAGCAGUAGAGCCAGGUCAGAUGAUCUAACAAUAUGAUUGACCACAAAAAAAACUUAGCCAAAAAAUAUACAGAGACAAAUCUUUGAUUCCAAAGUGCCACAGCAGAACCAGCUGACAAGCAUAGUUCGACAAGGUGUUACAUUUUAACAAGAUUGAUAAAUAUUUAUAAGAAACAUAUUUUUAAAGGUUCAUCUUAAUCCAGACUUAAUAUGUAAAAAAAAUAAAAAAUAAAAUAAAAAAAAUAGCGAUUCCCUGCUGUUUUACUCCAUUUAUCACAAAUCCCAUGCAAGAUAGUCAGUCUCACAUUGUAAAUGUGUGCCUUAUCUGUCUAUUGUUUUGAUCUAUACAUUGUUAUUAUAUGCUGUUUUUUUUUUUUAUUUAUUUUAUUUUUUAUCCUGGUCCAUAGAAUUAUUUUCAUUAUUACAGAACUGCUUAUACAAAUGGAUUUCAAGUGCAUUGUGGGGUUUUAAAUGAUUUUAGAACAUUUUACAUUUUUUAAAUAGGAUAAUUGAAUAAAGUAACAGACAAUUGUUACACUCCCAUAAUUUAGUUAGGGUCUGUUGUUGUUGUUGUUGUUGUUGUUUUUACAACUUGCAACUUUUGGAUGUGAUUGUAUCAUUAAAUACUGAAAUUAAGGAUUUUUAUUAUCUGUGUAAUACUCAUCAGGUACAAUUAUGGUUUUCCUGGUUUAUAUGUCAAGAAAUUUAUGAGGACCCUAAAUAAAGUUACCACUA
Myxocyprinus asiaticus (Chinese sucker) is the source of this 3422-nucleotide messenger RNA. It is a transcript of the gene gja8a, whose product is annotated as gap junction protein alpha 8 paralog a. The transcript has 2 exons. Bases 130 to 2724 code for a protein of 864 amino acids. Lineage: Eukaryota; Metazoa; Chordata; Actinopteri; Cypriniformes; Catostomidae. The record is from RefSeq and is a predicted model, not a curated record. Gene Ontology annotation, cellular component: connexin complex. Gene Ontology annotation, biological process: cell communication.